AUGUCUGACGAUGCUGUUCAACAAGUGUCAGACACAAUGCAGCACGGUAACUAUGUUUUAAUGAGGAAAUUGACUGGAGUAAAGCCGACUUUGGCCAGACUGAGGAAAGGUGCUACAAUUUGUGUGGAUAACCUGACUUUUAAACCUGAUCCGGUUUUGGGAAAAAAGUUUGGAGUAUAUACAGCACAAAAUGGACAAUUAGGACCGGAUGAAGCUGAUGUUGACAAAGGUAAGGGUUUGAUUUUGAUUGGCUUUUGUUUUUAGGUAUUGGUUUGAUUUGAGGGUUAUAACUUGGCUGAAAGCUGUUUGAUUUUUGUGAAUUUUGGAAGGAACAUAGUUAAUAGUAUCCAGAAAGUUUUUACAAAUUACAAACUUUAAAUGUAAAAGAAGAUAUAUUUGUUGUAAUUAUCAAAAAAUAUCGUUAUAGAAGAUUUGUGGGUUCGAAAGUUCUUAUUAUAGUUCUUUAAACAAUUUUAAUGUUAAUCUUCUAUUUCUUCGUUUAGAGCUAGCCAAGAUUCGUGAGUUAUCUAAAGGAGAGAACGAUGAAGGAGAUGUGAACCAAGUUAAUCUUGUCAAGGAUAAAGUUCAGCUGAAGAAAGCCAACAAAGCGCAGUCCGCAAUAUUGGUUGAGAAGAUCAAUACACGACUCUUGGCGGAAUUUUAUUAUUUUAGAAAUCCCGAAACUGUCGGCUAUUUUAGGUAAUACUUUUUAAUUUUUGUGUAAUCUUGAUGGUAUAACAUUGUUUUAGAUUCAAAAGCUGAUAUUCUAACUUUAUAACUGUUUUUAGCUGUAAAUCAAAAUAAUCAUUUCUUUAUAACCUUAUAUUAAAGAUUUAAACUUUUCAAUUAUCCAAAGACUUUCAGACCAGACUCAGCAGCUCAGAUUCUACAUAAUUCUGGGAUAAAAGCAGGAGAACGGGUUCUAAUUUACGACCAAUGUUUUGGAAUCAUGACGACUUAUGUUGUUGAACGCCUUGGCGGUCAAGGGACGUGUGUUUGUAUUCACAAUGGAGCUUCUGCUUCCAAUAUUACUUGCUUUCACAACAGACAGUUUAGCAAAGAAGUACGUUUUUUAUUUUUUUCUGUUUUUAGGUAUUAUUUUUGUGGAAAAAUUGAAGAACAUGAUUUGGAUUUGUUUGAAAAUGCUAACAUUUAAUGUGAAUAUGCUAAAGUUUUUUCCGAAAAUGGAUGAAAUUGGCUUAUUUUGGUCAAAAUAUAUUAACGCUUUAUAUUUAGUCGUAAAAGUUGAAACAAUGACCAAGGUUUAUUGAAAAGUUGAAAAGAGAUUUCUUUCAAACAAACACUGUUAAAAUUCAAUUUUUAGGUUAAAGACACGUUGAUAACAUUACCAUUAAAGAUGUUGGUGAAUACAGAAGAAGAGAAAAUGGAUUAUAAUGACGUGGAGAAUGGCGAGAAACCAGUGGAAACAGUGAAAGAAGAAAAGGUUUUGGACGAAGAAGCCAAAAAGAAACAGGUAUGACAUUAUUGUGAUAGGUAUUUUGUUGUAAAUUGCUUAGCAGUAUGCUUUAUAGAAAUUCAAGGGUUAUUAGUUAAGCCGGGCCUCAGGCUAUGAAUUAGGUUAUGGUUUAGUCUAUGGCUAGGGAUUAGGCUAGGGCUUGGGCUCGCGUUUAAGCUAGAGCUUAGGCUAGGAUUAGGGCUAAAGUAAAGGUAUUGGAAUAAAUUCAAAUGAAGUUUUGCUCUUUCUACCCACUUUUUGACCUAAAACUUAAAUAUUUUCAGGAAGAAGCAAUGAUCAGAGCGGCUGAAAAGAAAGCCAGACAAGAAGAAGCAGUAACAUGGUUCGAUGGUGACAUUCCAAACUUUGGUAGAUAUGAUUCUCUACUAGUAAUUUGCAAAAACGUCUCACCUGUGUCAGUUUUGGACUUGACUUUCAAAGCUGUGAGAACAAGUGGCACUGUGGUGGUGUAUUCGCCUUUCGAAGAGGUAAGUUUUUGUUUUCAGUUCAGUUUAUUUACUAGCUCAACCAUCAAAUACAAAUAAAAUCAUAACAUUGAAAUUACAUGUGACAAUAAUCUUUGAUCAAAAUUGAAUUUUUAAGCUUUUUAAUUGCAAGACUAUUUUAUAUUGUUUUAGGUAGACUUGAAGGGGCCAGACUUUUUUGAAAUUAAAAAAUAAUUUUAAAACUUUUUUAGGAAAUGGUAAAGACAAAAGCAUAUCUAGACGAUAAAAACUGUGUCCUAACCGAGAUUCGGUCCACCAAGGUACGGGAAAUCCAAGUACUUCCAAAGCGCACUCAUCCUCUAAUGCAACAACUUGUGGUAGGCGGGUAUUAUCUAUCGACUGUUAAAGGUUAUGACCCUACUUUGAAGGUGUGA
This is a messenger RNA of Bursaphelenchus okinawaensis, 2336 nucleotides long. Lineage: Eukaryota; Metazoa; Nematoda; Chromadorea; Rhabditida; Aphelenchoididae. The record is from the annotation of a GenBank genome assembly.